GGGGGUGGGUGGCUGCGAAGGGGACUAAGAAAAAGCAGAAAUUGAAGCAGGAUAGGGUGACCACCAGUGCUCCUGCUCUGCGCUCGGGACGCGGAGCAGCGGCGGCGGCGCUGGCCUGAGGGGCGAGGGAGAGCAGCGCCUGCUGGGCCUCAGGCCCGAUGAGCAGCGACCUUCCCGCUCCGCCAGCAGCGAGUCCCCUCAGGCCUUCCCGGGCAUCCUCCCCGGGCCCUGCUGCCCUCAGCGAGCCCACCCGCUUCGCCUGCCGCCCUGCGCCGGAGAGAUUCGCCUUCCUUUCCCUCAGCCACAUCAUGAAGGCAAAGGAGAGCACACUGCAUUCUAAAGUGCCUUUGGUGCUGUGCUUGGAAAUUUUGGAGUUUCUGGGCAUCUUCUUAAUGUGAGAAAGGCUCUGACCAAGCCACGGAAAGCCCUGCAGAGGUUUUGAACAACUUUGGUUUUCGUGACAAUGGAAUUUUUCCUCCCCACGAUGGCAAGAAAGAACCUCUUCCUCAGCCUCCUGCUCUGCUACAGCCUGUUCAGAGCUGCUGAUUCCCACUUGGUCAUUGAGGAGAAGACAGAAUGCAACCUGUCCAGAAGGAGCAAAAUGGACCUCUCAGAUCUUCCACCCAUCUCCAUAGUAGAUUUAACUAGAAAAUCCCAGAAAGUCAGCAGGAAAGAGGCAGAGAACAAGAAAUCUUCCAAGAAAAACGCUAAACGCAAGGUAUCUCCAAAGCCAAGGCCCCCACCUGCUGCUAACUGUGUACCAACCUUCAAAACCUGCAAGCCACACUUGAAUUCCUGCUGUCACUACUGUGCUUUGUGCAAGUGCCGGAUUUUCCAGACAAUCUGCCAGUGCCUGAUGUUAAACCCCAAGUGCUAAGCCAAGUCAGAAACACAACAAGCCUUCUGUCUUUCAUUAGCUUCUCAAGUGGAUAUUUCAAAUUGUCCUGUGUGUAUAGUAAUCAAAAUAGAGAGCUCUGAAGCUUGAAUUUUCCCCUCUUAAAAUUCAGUGGACAGUCUUUAAUAUGGGGUUAAUGUUGGCACAAACUGGAUGUUAUUCUGGGAGCAGAUAACCAGAGAGAUAGGCAUUGAUUAGGCAUUUUUAGCAGAAGAGCUGUGUUUUAUGAUGAAUUCUGGAUUCCUGUGGGUUUUGAGGGUUAUUUGAAGGGUCAUAUUAAUGCCAGUCUGCAGAAUUGUCUAACCAGCACCACCAAACCUGCCCCCAUGACAGCCAAAUGGCCACUAAGACAGGACUGGUUGGGCCAGUGGGGGACUAGAGCUUGGCUUUCCCUGCAGGGGGAAAAAAUACUUCAGCACAGCCAAAGUAUCAGGCUGAAAAUGCAGGGCUUGGGGUGAAGUCCAUUUUCACAUAUUCAACAAAAAUCAGGACAAGAAUAACAAUAACAAGGUUAUUCCACCUGAAAAGAUGGACCCAAGGCUAUAAGGACAUUUUUUAAUCAUUCUCAACUAAGCAUCCACCUUCAGGGGUUUUGGUCAUUCUGCCACCAGGCAGUAACUCCAGGGGGUAUGGCAUGCCUAUAUUUUUGAAAUCUAAAUGUAUCUGUGCCUUGGAAUAUAAAGAUUAGAUUUUUUUUUCACCCCCCCCCCAUAUCUGUAGGAAUCAACUCCUCAGCCCUUCUUCUCCUGCUGCCAAGGACACUGCAUGUACAGAUCCCAAAAGCAGGAAGAUAUAUCUGGGACUUUGAGGAAGAAAGGAAUGAUCAAUAAAAGAUGAAUGUAUAUCCCACAUGUAUAUCUUGAAGCAAACCACUCCAAGCAAUCAAUCCUUUUCUUUGCCCUUUCUUGCUGGAGGAACUUCCACAACCAUCUCCAAGGAUGAAUUCAGGUGAGAAUGUCCAAGUGCUGCAGAAACCAGGGGAAAAAAUACAUCACGUGCUGUAUCAACACUUAAAGGCUCAGAAAGAGAUGGCUGAAGCUCAAGGCAACAGAAGAUUUCUUUCUCUUGUUCUUGAAGCUCUUUGCCUUAAAUCUGAGAUACAGGAGGAAAACCCUUCUUGGUUAAACUCCCAGGAGAGCAAGGAGGGAGCAUACCCAGAAAAUGUCCCUGACAUCAAGGACUUUUUAUCUGCCAGGCUCCAGCUCUUGCUUUUUACCUCCUCUGUUCUGUACCUACAGUGUCUCUCCCCUGCUCCCUUAUGCUCCUUUUUCUUCUGUUCUUCUUCCUUGUUUUUAGCCAUUUCCCUUUAUCCCACUGCUAUUCUUUGUUACCACAGGAGCACUCGAGGCCUAACCCACAUCUCCCCUGUUCUCUCCACCUGCCUGCACCAGGGUCCCUUCCAGUGCUCUUUAGCUUUCACAACCAGAUUUUUUCUAGCCAUAAAUUUCUAAUCCAAAUCAGGAAUUUUCUAAUCCCCUGUGCAGGUCUGUUUAAGAAGACAGUUGCUUCCUAAUUUAUUUCUAAACACAGCUGAGGGCUCCAAACAUCUUCUAGGCAGAAAAAGAUGACACAGAUGACACUCCAAAGGGGCUCAAGCCAUAUAAAGGGUUUUUUUUAGUUCUAAUUAUCAGUCUAAAGCCCAGAACUCUAAACUAAGGUCAGAUAUUGACAGAAAUUUUUGUUCAUACUAGAUAUAUAUAUAUAUAUAGUUGUCAGAUUAAUCUAAGAAAGAGCCCUAAUAAUGACAGAAUGUCAUUGUGUUCCUUACAUUUUAUAAAGCACAUCAAUUGACAUGUCUGAUAUAAGCUUGAAUUCUUGUAAAUAUAUGUGUGUCUUUAGUCAGAUUUCUUGGGUCAGGAAUCUGGAAGCUACUCAGUUAUUAUGAAAAAGAAGAUGAGAAGGAACAACAAUACAUUAUAAUGGAAUUUAGAAUGUGGCUCCUUCUUUUACUAGGUAGUUUCAAAAUUCAAAUUGUUUCAAAAUUCUCAUAACUAUAACAAGCUGUUGUUGAUUGAUACUAAAAACAUACCAAUAAUCACACUACUUCUUAUGUGGAAACGAGAUAAUUUUCAUACCAGGAAGUGCAGCUGGUCAUAAAAAUUAUAUUUUACCAUGGUCAAGGGGAGUGGGAGCAAAGGGAAGGAAGGAGAGCCAGAAAUCCAACAAGCAGCUGCUCUCAACUGCAGCUCCUACUCCAGCUUUGCAGAACCUCAGAAUGGCUGAGGUCAGCAGGGACCUCUGGAAGCCAUCCAUCUGGACCUGCUUGCCCAGGACCACAUCCAGGCUAAUUUUGACAUCUCCAAGGAGGGAAACUCCACCACCUCCCUGGGCAACCUGUCCCGAUGCUCAGCAACCCUCAGUCACCAUUAAAACCAGAAAAAGAAAUGUUUCCUAAUGCUUGACUCUCUCCAGUGUGCUCCUGUCUCUCUAGCACUGGGGAGCCCAAACUGGACACAGCAGUCCAGGGAUGAGCUCCACAGUGAUGAGCAAGGAGGGAUCCCCUCCUCGACCUGCUGGUGACAAUGUUCCCAACACAGCCCAGGGCACUGUUCACCUCCUGGUGACUCUUGGUCAGCUUGGUGCUCACCAGGUGCUCCAGGGCCUUUCCUGGCUCCCUGCUGGGUGUCCCCUGGAGUGUCCUGGGCUUGCUCCUCCCCAGGGGACAGGACUUUGUGCUCCUCCUUGUUGAGCUGUCCAGCCUGCCUCAACCCCUCUGGACAGCAGCACAUCAGCCACUCCUCCCAGGCCUGUGAGCCUGGACACCUCUGAGGGCGUCUGCCCCAUCGUCCACAUCAUUGAUGGAGAUGUGGCACAAACUUGGGGCUCUCAGACAAGGGAAUCAAAGUGCCAAGAUCCACCCAAGGACCCACAGACACGGCAGCUGAGCCAGACAAGACAGGAUGGUGCAUGUAGGCAAUGAAGGAAAAGGAAAAAAGCUGUCAACGACUGUAAGGGAAUUUGUUUUUUAACAUAUAUGCACAUACUUUUUAAUACAGCAUCUAUCUGUAGUGUAUUUUUAAAUCUGAUUUAUUAAUAAGUCUUCUUUAUAACUGGAAUUUAUUAGAAAGAGGCUUUGCUUUCUUUGCAGUUCAUCUAUCAGACCAGAGAAUACAUAUAAUCAAGUACUCUGAAAUUGUUAUUAGCCUUAGUGAAUUGGUAAAGAUCACAUUGCAUGAGGUAUUGACACAGGAUGCAGAAAUCAGCAAAAUAUGUACACCAAAUAUUUGCUUCAAUGUAUUUAGUUUGAGCAGUUAUUUAUAGUGAGGGGAUGUUUGUCAGUGCAGGAGUCCCCCCGGGGUCCCAUCUGAAAUGUCAUCAGCACACAGAUGAUAAAACAUGCACAUGACAAAGAUGGAGUAUGUCAUUUUUACCUGUCACACACCAAAAUGUCUCCACUGAAAACUUACUGGAAUUCAAGAGUAGAGACUGUCCCAGGAAUGCUCUGUGACAGAGCUAUUGUCCUCCUAGAGACUAAUGGAAAUUUUACCCCAAUUACAGGUUAGUGGGAUGAAACAGAAAUAAAUCAGUUAGCUUCUCCACA
Messenger RNA from Parus major (Great Tit), 4436 nucleotides. RefSeq names its product agouti signaling protein (gene ASIP). The record is from RefSeq and is a predicted model, not a curated record. The coding region runs from base 464 to 877 and encodes 137 amino acids. The transcript is spliced from 5 exons. Gene Ontology annotation, cellular component: extracellular region. Lineage: Eukaryota; Metazoa; Chordata; Aves; Passeriformes; Paridae. Gene Ontology annotation, molecular function: melanocortin receptor binding; neuropeptide hormone activity. Gene Ontology annotation, biological process: melanosome organization; hormone-mediated signaling pathway; positive regulation of melanin biosynthetic process.